AUGGCUGCCAUACAAGAUGUCAUGCAUAUAAUUUCACCACGACUGGCUAUAUUACCAGAUUAUGAUGGACAAGAACCAUCACAUACUUAUUAUGCAAAGCUUAGAGUGUUAAAUGAAACAGCCAGACCUUUAGGUGUUGCCACUUUUAAUGCCACAGAAAGAGCAAAUAUCAUGAAAAGUAAAAUGACAGAAGCAGAAGUUUAUAACUGGAUGCAAGGUAAAUAUCAAAAAACAAUGAUUGGAAAUCAACGAGCAUCUUUAAAAGCUCUUAUAAAUGAAAAAUUCACUUCAUUAGAUACAAUUGAUACUUAUGAAAAAAGAAUUAGACCUUAUGUAUUAGGUAUUGAUGAUGCAGAAGUAUUGCUAUAUCUUUAUGAUCAUUUACCUCCUAGAUUAGAAACACGAAUCAGAAUAGCAAAUCCAAAUACUGUAAAUGACUUCUUUAUGCAAUUAAGAAUUAUUUGGUUAGAGUCUGGAGGACCAACAAGUAAUUUUGAAAAAGAAAACAAUAGUAUUCCUAUAAAUCAAUUUCCACAAAAAAAUAAGGCAUUAAAUUAUUUGGAUACUAUUGCCGAAAGAUUAGGUUAUUCAAAUUAUGGAUCACGAGAUCUUAAUGAUUUAAUAAAAUUUGUCGAUUAUGAAUUAUAUAAUAGAUUAGGACAUGCAAAUUAUAAUUUUAAAAAAGAACCUUUUGGUCAAGAUAGUGAAGUAAGUAUCAAAACUUCAAAAAAAGUAUAUAAUACAAAGAAGCUGGUAAAGAAGUUUGCAAAAAAGCUAACAAAGAAGCCUAUUAAAGUUACUUAUAAAUGCUCAAAUUGUGAAAAAAUUGGGCAUAGAAAAAAUAUGUGUCCCGGUCUUAUUAAGAAACUUAAAAAAGUUAAUAAUGUUUAUCAAAGUGAACCAGAAAAUUCAGAUGAUGAGGAGGACCAGACUUCAAACUCUUCGAGUCACAAAGAAACAAAUUGUGAUUAUGAGCUUAUAUCUCCAUCAGAAAAACUUGACAAUUCCAUUACAUUAAAUCAUGCUAUUAAAGUAUAUCAAGGAGCACAAAUAAGACAAAAUUGGCCUAACCCUUUUGAGAUUGAUUUUCUCGAUAUAAAAGAACCUAAUGAUGUAGCAAUGAUUUUAUGUAGAAUAGGUGACUUGAUAAUACCUUAUGUAAUUCUAGAUACCGGUGCAAAUGAUUCAUUAUAUACUGAUAACAUUUCUGAGUAUUUAGGAAUAAAAAUAGAUAAAAAAAAUAUUUAUAAACUUAUUGGCGCAGUUGAAGAUUUCCAAUCUAUCGGUACUUUGUAUAAUGUUCCUAUAACUAUAGGCACUGAAGAAGAUUUUAUAAUAGUUUCUGAAAAAGAAAUAUCUGUAAUCCCUACAAAAAAGAAUCGAAAUGGAAAAGACAUAUCUAUAAUGAUACUUGGUACAAAAUGGCAACAUCGUGUUGGAUAG
Messenger RNA from Acaulospora morrowiae, 1443 nucleotides. The record is from the annotation of a GenBank genome assembly. NCBI's taxonomy places the organism in Eukaryota, Fungi, Glomeromycota, Glomeromycetes, Diversisporales, Acaulosporaceae.